AUGCGGUGCGUGUGCUCCGACCCCUACACCAUGUUUUUUUCCUCCCGCCAUCGUUACAGGAGGCUGCUGCAGCGUGGCCUGCUCAGCGUAUGCGCGUUGGCGCUACUCGUUUCUGUGGUGUUCACCUAUGCCUCCGCCCCUGUGUACGACGCGAGCAACGUGAAGAUCAUCGUGGAAAACACGUUUGAUUCCACUCUGCGCAGCUCUCACAUUCAAGUGUGCGAGGCCAAGGGAGGUGUUCUGGUGCAAGACGUAUCGGACGCCAUUCACGAGGAGCUGGUGAACAAAAUGACGGCGGCGGGUGCAUUUAGCUACUGUGGCUACCUGGGAGGCUCGACGCUUCUGUCCUCCUCCGAGUGCACAACGUCCAAGGGAACGCUGAGCUGCAUUUGGUAUUGGGACCAAGGGCGGUACAGCGGUAUAGAGAACGCCUAUGCCUUUUACAAAGGCAACUACUUCCCUGCCUCGGGUAGCAACGGUGGCUUGGCCGGUGCGGGCAUGCUCAGCACGGACUCGAGUAACCACUGGACAAAAAAGAAUGGAGUGCAGGCAUACCCGGGAAAGAAGCGCCAGCGCUACGCGAUGCUGAUCCUUCCCCAAACGUCUUCAACGGCAGGUUGGAUGGACAGUAGUGAAACCUCGUUUUCGUACGGUGAUGCCCCGACGAACCGCUACUAUGCCAUGUGCCUCGUCGAGCCGGCAACAACGACCACGACGACCACCACGACAACGACGACGACCACCACGACGACGACGACCACCACCACCACAACGGCCACACCACCCACGACGGCAAUGCCUGUGAUUACCACAACUACAACCAAGACGCCUUCCACUACCACGACGCUGCCACCCACCACGAGCACGACCAGCGAACCGACGGCACAGGAGGAGAGCGACCAGAAUGUGACCAUGUGGGUCGGUAUGUCGAUCUUCCUUGUACUGGUGGCUGCCCUAGUUUUUGCCCUCAUCGUGGGCAGAGCGCGGCGGAAGGGCUGGUGUUGCUUUGCGGCCAAGGAGCCUGCGGCCGCGGCGUCAGUGACCUCGGGCAAGUUGGUUGCCCCAGCGGCGUCGUUGAACGAAAAGCCACGCAUGUCGCGGCGCACCAGCCUCGCGUCAAAGUCGUCCUUCCGCUCGAACGACAGUAGCAGUGAGACCGUACGCUCCUUUCACGUCGCCUCACCCAACAAGGAUCGUUCCGGGCGCCGGUCGAUUCUCCGAAACGAUGACGAACAUAUGGAGGACUCUCCACAGCGCCACAACUCCUGUUCUGGCGCCUGCAGCCAACACCUGGCGACUGAGGAGCUUGGCCCUAUUGCACCGGUGGAGAUGACGCCUUCCCGAUACUCGGAGCAGCUCACGGUUUCGACUCUGCCAGUGGAGCUAGCCCAACCGCCCCUCUAUAGCGAGCCGCUGAUGCAACAAUCGUUGUGGAACUCGCGGUCGUCUGAGCACCCAGACGAGCGCACCACGGAUACCCCGCGGCCACGACUGCGCCGCACCUCGAGCGUGAUCUUCAUUGACUAG
Leishmania mexicana MHOM/GT/2001/U1103 is the source of this 1527-nucleotide messenger RNA. RefSeq lists its product as hypothetical. The coding region runs from base 1 to 1527 and encodes 508 amino acids. The transcript has a single exon. The record is from RefSeq and is a predicted model, not a curated record. Lineage: Eukaryota; Euglenozoa; Kinetoplastea; Trypanosomatida; Trypanosomatidae.